GUAAAGUAGGAAACCAGAUCUGAGAAAAAUGUUUCAAUGCAUUUUCCCUUUUCAAAUUUUGCAGCAUCUUCUACAAAUUCUUCCCUAGAUUUUCCGUCAAUUUCUCCCCCAUGAAAUUUUCCCUUCUGGGUUUUUCUUUUAGGACCUAAACUAUACCAAAGUUUUGUUUUUUACUAUUAUUUUCGAAUUAACUAUUAUAGUCAAAAUUCCAUUUCGAGUUGUUUUUCAUGUAAGGUUAUCUUUAGAAGAUACCCUUUUGUCCCCUCAUAAUAGUCUAUGAUUAAAGUUUGUUCCUUUAUCAACAAUUGCAUUGUUCCACUCAAUUUGUUCUAGGGCUGAAAAUGAUGCAAAAGUUUUAUUUUCCUUGAAAUUUUGUUAUGUUGGAAGGAAAUUUAUUCCAAAAAUCUGUUUUUUUAUUAUAUUUGAGUUAAGGGAAAGGAAAGCAUAAUCUUGUUAUCAUGGUUCAUUUGAUAAACUAUGAUCCUUGUUCUUUUUUUACCAGGGCUUUUUGUCAAUACCCUUGUUAUUCUGAUGUUAAGAGAAGUGUUAGGUUUAAUGUUAAAGCCUGUUUUGAUAGUUGUAAUAAUUGGAAUGAUGAUGGUAAUGCCAAAAGGGUUUUUUUGAAGGAAAAGAAAAAUGGGAAUUUUACUAAUGUUGAUCAUAGGUUACAAGGUGGAAGUCAUAAUAAGCCUUUUUGUUUUCCUGAUUAUCAGUUUUCGCAGAAACUUGUAGUUGCUGUUGAUGUUGAUGAAGUAUUAGGAAACUUUGUGUCGGCUCUGAACAAGUUUAUAGCAGAUCGAUACUUGUCGAAUUAUUCGGUUUCGGAGUAUCAUGUCUACGAGUUCUUCAAGAUAUGGAACUGUUCACGAGACGAAGCUAAUAGUCGCGUUCAUGAGUUUUUUGAGACGCCAUAUUUCAAGUCGGGGAUCCAACCUCUCCCUGGUGCUCAAAUGACCUUGCAGAAAUUAUCAAGAUUUUGCAACCUAUCCGUUGUAACGUCUCGGCAGAAUGCAAUCAAGGAUCAUACACUUGAGUGGAUAGAGAAUAACUUUUCAGGUUUGUUUGAUGAGAUUCACUUUGGAAACCAUUUCGCUCUUGACGGAGGGUCAAGGCCAAAGUCAGAGAUCUGUAGGUCUUUAAAUGCGAAGGUUCUUAUUGACGAUAAUCCAAGUUACGCAAUGGAGUGUGCUGAAGCUGGUAUAAGAGUCCUACUUUUCGAUUACGAAAACUCGUAUCCUUGGUCUAAGACUGAGUUUGCAGAGCAGCAUCCUCUGGUGCACAAAGUUGAGAAUUGGGAAGAAGUUGAACAAGAACUAAUGUCAUUGAUAGUUUUAUAGUUACUUAAAGUCCUGAAGCGUGAUGGAUUUUUGUCGAAAGCGCUGUUUUCGAUGUACUAACUGGACUAUUUAGAUGUACCAGAGACGAACUAUUUGUCGUAGUAGUCUGCGGUGAGGAUGAAUUUGGGAUUCCUGCUGCACACGAAUAUAGAUUUUGACUGUUUGAUCUAAAAUCAACUGUUGAGAUCGUUUUAAGUUAGAUUGGUGAUGGUGUCCUCUGAUUGCCUGAAGCAUGUGACCUAGGGCAAUCCAGGUGUUGUUUCUGUUAGGUGAUGCAGAAUGAUGGAGGGACUAACUUGAUAAAAUAUUUUACGGUUUAGAAGACUAAUUUGAAAUUUCAAUGA
Molecule: messenger RNA, 1681 nt
Organism: Vicia villosa (hairy vetch)
Lineage: Eukaryota; Viridiplantae; Streptophyta; Magnoliopsida; Fabales; Fabaceae
Exons: 5
Coding region: 459-1337 (292 amino acids)
Biological process (GO): deoxyribonucleotide catabolic process
Molecular function (GO): 5'-nucleotidase activity
Source: RefSeq, a predicted model, not a curated record